AUGAUCACAGACCAUAGGGUCCAAGUUCCGCCAACAGAGCAACAGCACCGAUAUCCUCCCGCCGCUUCCUCGUCGCCGGCACGCCAAUCAAUGCCAUUCAAUACAGAUGCAACACCAUCAGCAAGUGAUAAUGAUCUCAUUAGCUACAUAGUACAUACGGAUACGAAUGGCGUCAGCGAUCUACGAUUGCAAGUCAGUCAAGAAGCAUCGUCUAGCAAACAACCUCUGCACCCAGUAUACUUUCGCGAACGGGCUCUGACAGAGCGUCAUGAGAUUGUCGACAGCAUCAUAGAUGCAAAUACGGGCGCCACGUCAUGGACGAUCCAUCGGCCAACGAGAGGGUGGUAUCUGUAUCUACGCUCUCCUGCUAUGCCGCCCGGGACCGCAAUCUCGUUUCGCUCGGACUCUGGCGACAAUUAUGAUCCAACCGCGACUCCACUUUCCUUCUCACUGAAUACGAGAGUCAGGAUGCACGCACUCGAAUUUUGUCGAGCUCGCAUCAGCACCUCCUCUGAUAGCUUACGACAUCAAGGUGAUGACAUUGCGGCAGCGACUACAAGUAGAGAAUCCAAUGGCACAUGCCACGGAGUUACUGUGCGCCUUGAAGAAGACGUGGGUGCCCAACGAAACGAAGUACAAGAUGUAGCAGUAGCUGUGACAGGGCGACAAGAUCGUAAGUCAUCAUCAGGUGGACAUACAAGAAGAAGAAGCGGCGCUACUGGCUCAGCCACCAAUUUGCUCGACUCUCGGCAGCCAAGUAAGCGUGCCAGCUCAACCAUCGCGAAAAGUCCCAGGAUUCCAGAGACGGAUGACGAGCCUGCUACGCCUGCCUCCCAGCCACGCAACCACCUGCCGCCAUCACGUCUUGCAAUUCCGGCCGCAUCCACACCAUCUGCAUCCUUACCGCAAUCACCAAGUGGAGACCGGCCCUACUCGCCCUCGUUGGCUUCGACGCCCAGCCUGCCAGCCUCGCCUUUGGCACCUCACGUGUCGACUUUCCUGUUGACCGACGGGCAGGGCCCAAACUCGAAAGCCACUACACAAAGCUGGGUACGCUGGGCGUGCUCGAUACUUCCGGCUGAGAUUCGACCGUCCCUGUCGCUGGAUGCCGAUAAAUCUUUCAGUCUCCACUGGCUCAAUCCGCCCGCCACUACACAACAAGCCACAACAGCCAAAAGCGUUGAGGUGGUCCGGUUUCAAGAUCAAAGCGGACGAUGGAUGUGGAACUCUCAUACUCGCGGCAGGCUGACACUACAGACUAGCGCUAUGCAAGCCGUAGGUCUACCGAAAGAAUUUUGGAUUUCUGCUGCCUUGGCUUAUAUUCAGUUCCUUGAGGACAAGGACGCAUAUGAAGCUGCUAGAGACGCAUGA
Messenger RNA from Mycosarcoma maydis (corn smut), 1371 nucleotides. RefSeq lists its product as uncharacterized. Lineage: Eukaryota; Fungi; Basidiomycota; Ustilaginomycetes; Ustilaginales. The coding region runs from base 1 to 1371 and encodes 456 amino acids. The record is from RefSeq and is a predicted model, not a curated record. The transcript has a single exon.